Molecule: messenger RNA, 4322 nt
Organism: Anguilla rostrata (American eel)
Lineage: Eukaryota; Metazoa; Chordata; Actinopteri; Anguilliformes; Anguillidae
Gene: col28a2a
Product: collagen, type XXVIII, alpha 2a
Exons: 36
Coding region: 269-3811 (1180 amino acids)
Molecular function (GO): serine-type endopeptidase inhibitor activity
Source: RefSeq, a predicted model, not a curated record
UGGCUCACAAAGAGACUCUGCCUCAGGAUGGCGACCACUACCGCAGACUCAGGGAACUAGCCGCACCUCUCCACGCCGCCUGCACACUGAACCGGUCGGCUCUGCCUAACACUGCCUGUGCACUGAACUGCACUGGACUGCAACUGCAACUGCAACUGCACACUGAACUGCACCCAGCACAGAGCCGGCUGAGCCCCCAGUCUGCAAAUUCAGGACUUUUCCCAGGGUUGAUCGUCCGCGCCGGAGUGUCUGCAUAGCUGGGGCAGCGAUGUUCCCCCCUGUGAUCGGGCUCCUGCUUCUGCUGCGGCUGCAGAGCGUCUACACUCAGGACCUGUACGAGGACAGGACAGCGGGGCGGGGCAAGGGCAAGCUGCUCACCACCAACAUUAUACAGACUCAGAAUGGACAAGAUGAAGACUGCAGCCUGGAGCUGGCGUUCCUGGUGGACAGCUCGGAGAGCGCCAAGGACAACCACGCGCAGGAGAAGCAGUUCGCCAUGGACAUGGUGGACCGGCUGCAGGCCAUCCAGCUGAAGACGCGGCGAAGGCUGAGCUGGCGGGCAGCGCUGCUGCAGUACAGCAGUCACGUGAUCAUCGAGCAGACCUUCAAGCAGUGGCGGGGCAGCGAGCAUUUCAAGUCCAACCUGGCGCCCAUCGCCUACAUUGGCCACGGGACCUACACCACCUACGCCAUCACCAACCUGACCCAGAUCUACCUGGACGAAUCCAAAGCGGGCAGCAUCAAGGUGGCCGUGCUCAUGACCGACGGCCUGUCCCACCCCAGGAACCCUGACAUAUUUUCGGCCACCGCCGACGCCAAAAAUCAGGGGGUGAGGUUCUUCACCGUGGGAAUCACCCCCACGGCAAACGAGCCGGCGAACGUGGCCCAGAUGCGUCUGUUGGCAAGCUCCCCGGCGACCCGGUACGUCCACAACCUGCAGGACAAGGGCAUCGUGGACACCCUCAUCAAGGAGAUUGCAGAAAUCGUGGAUGAAGGGUGUCCUCUGGCCCAGAGAUGUGCGUGCGAGAAGGGGGAGCGAGGACACAUAGGCGCAGCUGGGAAAAAGGGUCGCCCGGGUGACGACGGAGCGCCAGGUUCCAAAGGCAACAAGGGUGAUCCUGGACUGAGUGGACUUCCUGGUCGGGAUGGGUCAGAGGGUAAACCUGGCUACAAAGGAGAACAGGGUGAGAGGGGAGAAUGUGGCACUCCAGGAAUUAAAGGAGACAGGGGUCCUGAGGGUCCAGUUGGCAUCGCAGGUUCCAGAGGUCCACAGGGACUGCCUGGACCACAGGGAGACAUCGGCCCAGAGGGUCCGUAUGGAAAGAAGGGAGAACGGGGGCCUGCCGGUCCACCUGGAAUGAUAGGAGAAACAGGCAUUGGCCUUGCUGGACCCAAGGGUGAUAUGGGUUUCCAGGGGCGACCGGGUCCCCCCGGUCCGCCGGGUGUAGGAGAACCAGGCCAGCCCGGGUCUCAAGGGCCACAGGGGGUUCAAGGAGAGAAGGGGCCCCAAGGAGAAGGAUUUCCUGGACCAAAAGGAGACCGCGGGCUGGAUGGACCCAGGGGGCCCAGAGGCAGUACCGGAUUGGGAACUAAAGGUGAAAAGGGGGAGGUCGGACCCAUCGGUUUCCCAGGAACGCUUGGCCUGCCCGGAGCGGGUAUUACAGGAGAGAAGGGUGUAGAGGGGCCCCGGGGCCCACCAGGCGGUCGGGGGCCACCAGGAGAGGGCUUCCCAGGACCGAAGGGAGAGCAAGGUCUGCCGGGAGAAUCAGGGGCGACAGGGGAGAGAGGGGCCGGUGAACCUGGACCAAAGGGCGAGCCAGGGGCUUCCGGCUUGGCUGGUUUGCCUGGGCUUCCUGGUGAAGAUGGUGCACCUGGACAAAAGGGUGAACCCGGUGCAUCAGGCCUCCGAGGUCAAGAGGGGCCAGCGGGGACAGGUACUCAGGGUGAGAAGGGAGACCAGGGUCAGAGGGGCAUCCGUGGGUUACCCGGACCUCCUGGCAUUGCUGGGCCAUCAGGUGCCAAGGGGGAGCCUGGUUUACCUGGCAGACUAGGUCUACCUGGGCCUGCAGGACGUUCCAUCUCCGGACCAAAGGGGGAUAUUGGUCCACCUGGUCAUGCUGGACCUGUAGGAGAGACAGGCUAUGGACUGCCCGGUCCCAAGGGAGACCGGGGUGACCCUGGCCCACAUGGUCCAGUGGGUCCAAAAGGUGAAGGAUACCCAGGCCCUAUAGGCCCUCCAGGCCUUCCAGGACCUACCGGAGAUCCAGGUCCUGAGGGGCAGGGCUUUCCUGGACCAAAGGGGGACGUUGGCUACCGAGGCCCACCAGGGCUGCCUGGCCCACCAGGCGAGGGAGUGCAGGGACUUCCGGGUAAUAUUGGACGCCCAGGACCCCCAGGUCCUGCAGGACCCCCUGGAGAGGGUAUACAGGGCCCAAAGGGUGAGCAGGGACCUCUGGGUAUACCAGGACCAAGGGGACCCCAAGGUGAAGGAUACCCAGGUGUUAAGGGAGACCGUGGUGCCCAAGGUGAGAGAGGGUGGAAGGGGGUGAAGGGAGACGGAGGAGACCCUGGAGUUCCUGGUCAAGCAGGUAGACCAGGAGUCAAAGGUGAGGCAGGUCUAACGAGGGAAGAUAUCAUUAAAAUGAUCAAGGAGAUAUGCGGGUGCGGCAUCAGAUGCAAAGAGAGACCGAUGGAGCUCGUGUUUGUCAUCGACAGCUCGGAAAGCGUUGGACCGGAGAACUUUGAGAUAAUCAAAGACUUUGUGACGGCCCUGGUGGACCGCGUGACCGUGGGCCGGAAUGCCACGCGGAUAGGGCUUGUGCUCUACAGUCUGGAGGUCCGCCUGCAGUUCAACCUUGCCCGCUACGUGGCGAAGGAGGACGUCAAGCUAGCCAUUCGAAAGAUGCCCUACAUGGGGGAGGGCACGCACACGGGCACCGCCAUCCGCAAAGCCACGCAGGAGGCCUUCUACAGCGCGCGGAGCGGCGUGCGCAAGGUGGCUAUCGUCAUCACGGACGGGAAGACGGACAAGAGAGAGCCGGUCAAGCUGGACAUCGCCGUGAGGGAGGCCCACGCAGCCAACAUCGAGAUGUACGCCCUGGGGAUCGUCAACGCCACCGACGUGACGCAAAUGGAGUUCCUGCGCGAGCUCAACCUGAUUGCCUCCGACCCGGACAGCGAGCACAUGUACCUCAUCGAUGACUUCAACACUUUGCCAGCCCUGGAAUCCAAACUGGUCAGUCAGUUCUGUGAGGAUCAGAAUGGAGAGCUGGUGUACAAUCACAUCACCAAUGGCAACGCGGUCCACCCCAAUGUGAACAACAACUACUGGAACAGUUUCAGUGGAAAUAAUGGCUAUGGGUACAACGUCAAGGAGGAAGACGCCAACGCGAGACGUGGCACCACCCAUACAGUACAGGUUGAAGACCACAGCAGGAAAACCUCGGAUCAAGGCAUCAGGACUGUGGGACCUUUUCAGCCUGUUGUUCCUUUCAUAGAACCCCCAAACUCAAACACAUCAACUUCAUCAAAAUCAACAUCAUCAACAUCUAUAUCUACGUCCUCUACUUCAGUCCAUGUUCAGCCAGCACCCCGGCCUGCUCUGCCUAAAGAGUCGAUCCCCCUAAACCCACGGUGUGGCCAGAGCUUGGAUCAGGGUUCCUGCCGUGAUUACAACAUCCGCUGGUACUACGACAAACAGGCCAAUGCCUGUGCGCAGUUCUGGUACGGCGGCUGUGAAGGAAACAAUAACCGCUUUGACACAGAGGAUCAGUGCAAGGAGAUAUGUGUGCUUUCCAGAGCAGGAGGCUGAACUCCAGUAAUGAACCAGCAUUUUGUUUUUGUUUUUUUUUUUUCUCUGAGGUUCUCCAAGGAGGAAACUAAUAUGAAAUUUACACCGUUUUUGCUAACAGUGUUCUGUUACCCAAAUGUCUAAUAAUGCAAUAUGUUAUUUAAUUGUGAAAUUAUGCCAACUAAAUGACAUUUAGUUUUAGUGUUUUUUUAUGUCUGAAGGUUUAAGAAAAAAAAAAAUUAUUUCAACAAUUUGGGUUCCAUCGGGUCACAACAAAUUUAAAAAAUGGUUCCCACCACCAGCAGUAAAGGACUGGGUAAAAAUAUAACAGGCUGUAAUGCAAUUCAGCUCCAAGACUUCAUUUGAAAGUCUUUUACAUUGAUUUACAUUACAUUACAGGCAUUUGGCAGACAGAGGACGCUCUUAUCCAGAGCGACGUACAACCAAGUGUCUUUUACUGUAAAACUCAUGAAAAUGCUCAGCAAUAUGACCGUUUGUUCACCAGUUAAAACAAUAAAAAAUUUGUUGUAAA